AUUCAAGAAGAAAUUCUCAAACUGGAGAUGAUAAUAUAAACAAUAAUAAUCAUUUCAAUCAUUCGGGAGAUUCACAAUCCGUUGUACCAUUUUAUCGACAUCCGAAAUUUAUCUCAUUUUUACAAACGUUCACAAUGAAUUUUGUAUUUCCGUUUAUAAACGGGGUCAUGUUAGGAUUUGGUGAAAUUUGUGCAAAUGAACUUGCUUUUAGAAUGGGAUGGUUUGGUGUUAGAAACAUGCCCCCCUUGAUUUCUGGUAGAAGAAAUGCCAUACCGCUUGGACCUAGAGAAAAAUAUGGUACAGGUAUCGGACGUAGCGAACGUAGAACUAAAACAACGAAAACUGUCGAUGGUAAAGAAAUUAUUGAAGAAUCUAGCGAAAUGGUUUAUGCUCAAAUGGCUCCUGCCGGUCCUAUUGUAUAA
Messenger RNA from Funneliformis caledonium, 422 nucleotides. The record is from the annotation of a GenBank genome assembly. NCBI's taxonomy places the organism in Eukaryota, Fungi, Glomeromycota, Glomeromycetes, Glomerales, Glomeraceae.